Messenger RNA from Lachnellula hyalina, 894 nucleotides. Its product is annotated as putative 1-alkyl-2-acetylglycerophosphocholine esterase. Lineage: Eukaryota; Fungi; Ascomycota; Leotiomycetes; Helotiales; Lachnaceae. The record is from RefSeq and is a predicted model, not a curated record. Bases 1 to 894 code for a protein of 297 amino acids. The transcript has 2 exons. Gene Ontology annotation, molecular function: 1-alkyl-2-acetylglycerophosphocholine esterase activity.
AUGCAUCUCCAAUUCCUCCUGGCCUUCGCCUCCCAAGCGCUCUCACUGAAUUUCGCCCUUCCACAUCCCAUAGGCCCCUCGCUUGUCGGAACAACUUCCAUUGAGCUCCUAGACACGUCUCGUCUGGAUCCAUUCGCACCAGACGUUCGCUACCAGGACUACACGGCAACCCUAACAAACCUGGCCUCGCAAGGCUAUAUCGUCGUCGGCGUCGACCACCCCUUCGACACCGGCUUCAUCGAGUACCCCGAUAACCGCACCGCCAUCGCCGUCAACAGCACAACCGGAACACCCGAAGGUGCAGCCCGCACAGUCGACGUCCACGUCGCAGAUCUACGCGCUGUGCUGGAUGCCCUAGCCACGAAUGCCACGUUCGCAAAGCAGAUCCCUGGUGUGCAUGGCACGCUUGACGUUUCCUCCGUCGGCGUUUUCGGGCAUAGUUUAGGCGGCGCCACGGGUGCGAGCGCGAUGGCUGCUGAUGAGCGGUUUGCGUGCGGUAUUAAUUUGGAUGGGACGUUUUGGGGUUCUGUGGUCGGCACUGGUGUUGAUCGACCGUUUUUCCUGAUGUCUUCGGCGGUGCAUAACCAGAGCAACGACGAUUCGUGGAAAUGGUUCGUGGGGAACAGCACGGGGAUGAAGCUGGAGGUUGCUGUUGAGGGGAGUUUGCAUGGCGCAUAUACUGAUUUUGCGGUGUUGUAUGAUGAGAUUAUCGCUGCUGGGUACGAUGUGCCGGGCGCUGCAGAGUUGCUGGGGACGAUUAGGGGGGCGAGGAUGCUGGAGAUCGUGGGGGAGUUCGCAGGGGCUUGGUUUGAUCGGUGUUUGCAGGGGAAGAGGGAGGUUGUGUUGGAGGGUCCCAGUGAGGAGUGGCCGGAGGUUAAGUUUUGGGAUUCGUGA